Rhopalosiphum maidis (corn leaf aphid) is the source of this 2561-nucleotide messenger RNA. Its product is annotated as non-lysosomal glucosylceramidase. NCBI's taxonomy places the organism in Eukaryota, Metazoa, Arthropoda, Insecta, Hemiptera, Aphididae. The record is from RefSeq and is a predicted model, not a curated record. Gene Ontology annotation, molecular function: beta-glucosidase activity; glucosylceramidase activity. Gene Ontology annotation, cellular component: membrane. Gene Ontology annotation, biological process: carbohydrate metabolic process; glucosylceramide catabolic process. The coding region runs from base 1 to 2466 and encodes 821 amino acids. The transcript is spliced from 16 exons.
AUGUCAUCGGUUGACGGCGAUUUCGACGACGAUAGAAGUGGCGUGCCCAAGUACGGUUGGAAGGUGGAUUUUGAUCACCAGUUCCCCGACCCUAGAACGCCGUCUUACAUGCCGAGGGUCAAGCAGAUCUUGCAGUUGCUACCACUGAUCGUUAGGUAUUUAUUUUAUAUGCUGUUAUGUUUUUUAAAAGGCCAGAAACCAAUAAUGGAUUUUUUAUUUCCAAUUAAGUCUAAGCACAUGUAUGGUGUACCUUUGGGUGGUAUUGGAGGUGGAACCAUAGGCCGUGGCUUUAAAGGAGAGUUUUGUCGCUAUCAAGUUGUACCUGGCAUGUAUGAAUAUGAAACUGUUCAAGCAAAUCAGUUCAUAGUUAAUAUUCAAAAUAGUGAAAAUAUUACUGUAUACAAUAAUGUUUUAUCAUGUUUGAAGUGUAACAAUAAAACAUUGUACAAUUGGAAAUGGGAUUUUCCAUCAAAUCAAUGCAAGUACACCGGCCUUUAUCCAAGAUCAUGGACCGAGUAUUUGAUUCCAGAAUUAAAUAUCAAACUAAUUUGCAAGCAAAUUUCACCCAUUAUUCCACAUAACUAUAAAGAUAGUUGUAUCCCAGGUGGUGUUUUUAUAUGGACAGUAGAAAAUAAUAGCAAUAAACAAUAUUCAGUUAGCCUAACGUUUACAUUUGCAAGUGGGAACGGCAUUUCAGCAUAUAAUACAGACCAAGCUAGCUGUGAACCGUUUAACUUAAACAAAGAUGGUAUUGAGGUUGCUGGUUCAUUGAUACACAAUUUUUUUAAAGAAAUGAAGUGUACUUAUGUUAUUGGAGGAUUAAUAAAAGAAGGUGCAACUUUUAGUCAAUUAAAUUUUGAUCCAAAAAGUAAUGGUAUGACUAUAUCAAAAAGUUUAAAUUUAUUUGGAGAAUUGAGAGAUAUGCAAUUAGGACAUAGUAAUAUAUACAUGAAAGAUGAAGAAGUUGCUAGUGCAGUUUGUUUAAAACAAUGUUUACUCCCUAACAGAUCAGUGACUUAUGAAUUUGGAUUAUUUAUAGAUAUGCCUAAAAUUAAGUUUCCUAAAUCAAAUACAGAAUAUUUCAGGUAUUAUACAAAAUUUUUUGACAAUAAUGGAACAGCUGGUCCUAAAAUAAUGCAUUACUCAAUGCAAAACUUUAAAAACUGGGAACAAGAAAUUGAAAAUUGGCAAAAUCCUAUUUUAAAUAAUCCAUUGUUACCUGACUGGUAUAAAAGUGCUAUAUUCAAUGAAGUUUAUUAUGUAGCUGAUGGCGGAACUGUUUGGUUGUUACCUCUCAAAGAAGAUUCUGAACGGUUAGAUGUUACAGAUCCAAGAUAUCAAUAUGGAUAUUUUGGGUACUUGGAAGGCCAUGAAUAUCGAAUGUACAAUACAUAUGAUGUACAUUUUUAUGCAUCUUUCACAUUAGCAAAACUGUGGCCUAAACUCCAGGCAAGUAUACAAUACAUGUUUAGAGAUACAAUUGAUAAUUCAUUGAAUAUUACAAGAAAAAACUUGUCCUGUGGUACUAAAGGCUUGCGAAAAUAUAAAUAUAGUGUACCGCAUGAUCUUGGUGAUCCAGAGGAAGACCCUUUUAACUUAGUGAAUGCUUAUUUAAUUCACGAUGUAUCAGAAUGGCGUGACCUUAAUUUAAAGUUUGUUUUACAAUGCUACAGAGAUUACAUUAUGUUUGGUGAUAUCAAAUAUUUAGCUGAUAUGUACCCUCAAAUAAAAAAUGUGAUGGAGAAAUCAUUGACUUGGGAUACUAAUGGUGAUGGAAUGAUUGAGAAUUCUGGAACAGCCGAUCAAACUUUUGAUACGUGGAUAAUGACUGGCAUAAGUGCAUAUUGUGGAGGUUUAUGGUUAGCUGCUCUUUAUUGCACUGUUCAAAUAUCAAAAAUUCUUAAACAAGAAGAUAUCAGUGAAAAAUAUUCAUCUAUAUUAAAUAAAGCUAAGGAAUCAUUCAAUGCUGCUUUAUGGAAUGGUGAAUAUUUCGAUUUUGAUUCAUCUGGUCAGUAUCAUUCAAAAUCAAUUAUGGCUGAUCAAUUAUGUGGGGAAUGGUAUUUAAAAUGUUGUGGUGUAAAUGAAGAGGUGCUACCAGUUGACAGAGUCAAAAAAGCUCUCCAGACAAUUUACAAGAUGAAUGUGCUUGGAUUCAAUGGUGGAAAAAUGGGAGCUGUGAAUGGUAUGAUGCCUGAUGGAAAUGUAGACAUGUAUACUAUUCAAAGUGAAGAAGUUUGGACAGGAGUUACUUAUGCUUUGUCAUCUUUAAUGAUUUCUCAUGGCUUGCGUGAAGAAGGUUUUAACACAGCAAAGGGUAUUUAUAAUACUAUUUAUAAUAAUAUAGGAAUGGCAUAUCAGACACCAGAAGCUAUUUAUUCUAAAAAUGCAUAUCGUUCUGUUGGUUACAUGAGACCUCUGAGUAUAUGGUCUAUUCAAAUUGCAUUGGAUAAUUUAAACAAAGACUAAUUAUUAAGAUAGUAUUACAUUUAUGUUCAAUUUUGUAUGAUGCGCUAAAUGUAAAAAUAUUUUUAAAUACAUAGCACAUGUAUUACAUAUGUAAA